This is a messenger RNA of Poecilia reticulata (guppy), 2297 nucleotides long. It is a transcript of the gene opn5, whose product is annotated as opsin 5. The record is from RefSeq and is a predicted model, not a curated record. Lineage: Eukaryota; Metazoa; Chordata; Actinopteri; Cyprinodontiformes; Poeciliidae. Gene Ontology annotation, biological process: G protein-coupled receptor signaling pathway; visual perception. Gene Ontology annotation, molecular function: G protein-coupled receptor activity. Gene Ontology annotation, cellular component: membrane.
CGUUGCUGCUCAGCAGUUAACAGGUCAGUCAGCGCGAGUCCGCGGCGAGGAGGAGAACUUAUCACCUCAUCCACGCAGUUUCCAAAAGACGGGCGGCUCACGGGUGGACACUAAACUUAAAGUGGGAUGACAUCUGAGCGAUGAACAGAGGGACAUUCCCCACUGAUAGCAGUGAUGGAGAACACAACAUGGCCAUACGCUGCAUACGUCCCCCAUUAUCUCCUGCGUGGUGACCCCUUUGCUUCGAGGCUCUCCAGAGAGGCGGACAUCAUUGCGGCUUUUUACAUCUGCAUCAUAGGAAUCCUGUCUGCAAUAGGAAAUGGCUUUGUCAUUUAUAUGACCAUCAAACGCAAGACCAAGUUGAAGCCUCCUGAACUGAUGAUCGUUAACCUUGCCAUUUUUGAUUUUGGCAUAUCAGUGACCGGAAAGCCGUUUUUUGUGGUGUCCAGUUUCUCCCACCGCUGGCUGUUCGGCUGGGAAGGCUGUCAGUUCUAUGGCUGGGCAGGCUUCUUCUUUGGCUGUGGGAGCCUCAUCACCAUGACAGUGGUGAGCCUGGACCGCUACCUGAAGAUCUGCCACCUCCGAUACGGUACAUGGUUAAAGCGCCACCACACCUUCAUUUGCUUGUCCUUUGUCUGGAUGUAUGCGGCCUUCUGGGCCACCAUGCCGCUGGUUGGCUGGGGCCACUACGCCCCGGAGCCGUUUGGGACCUCAUGCACCCUGGACUGGUGGCUCGCUCAAGCCUCUGUGUCGGGCCAAAGCUUCGUGUUGGCCAUCCUCCUCUUCUGCCUCGUCCUCCCAGCAGGCAUCAUCGUCUUCUCCUACGUCAUGAUCAUUUUUAAAGUGAAGUCGUCGUCCAAGGAAAUCUCACACUAUGAUGCCCGCAUACGAAACAACCACAACCUGGAAAUGAAACUCACAAAGGUGGCGAUGCUGAUCUGCGCGGGCUUCUUGAUCGCCUGGAUUCCGUACGCCGUGGUCUCUGUGGUGUCGGCGUUCGGCGAGCCGGACUCCAUCCCCAUCCCCGUGUCUGUCAUUCCCACGUUGCUAGCCAAGUCGUCAGCGAUGUACAAUCCAAUCAUCUACCAGCUGGUGGAUCUGAAAAACUCCUGCUCCAACUGCUGCAUCAAGGUCAUGAAGAAACCAAAUCAUUUUAGGAAGUCGAGGUUCUACACAAUCUCCAGCUCAAUAAAGGACAGCAGACCAGCCAAAGACGCUCACAUCGAGAUCUGACCAAUCACACGCUGCCUGCCUGCCAUGAGGUCAUCACCUGCUCACCUUUGUUGCCGAUUCCUGCGUGCUGCGGCUCCCUACCUACACUGGAAAUCCACCUUUCUGGUAGCUUCCUACCUGCACAUGACUCUAUCGCUGUAGUGUACACUGGUUUCUAAGUACAGAUACAAUGUUGUGUGGACUUGUUGAUUUUUCCAUCUCCAGUAUUCAAGAGUUCUCAAAAAAAAGAAAAAAAUUAAAAACUACUUGACUCAGGUUUGGGAACCGGUGAUGUUUUCAAGUCAAGACGGAUCUUCAGCUAUAAUGGUUUUUGUGUAAAAUAUGGUUACAAUUCUCAAAAUUUGGUUUGUUUGACAUUUUUAGYUGAACUGGAAAAUACAACUUAAAAAAAAGAAAACAGAUUCAUGUUGAUGUUUUCUGCUGUUUGUACAAGUUGUUGGUGUUUGUACUUUUACACUUGUGUUGUAUAUGAMAAACAAUUUGUAAGUAUCUGGAUACAGCACUGGAUCAGAUGAUCUCACCUGGUUAAUGGCAGAGAGUGAGAGAGAGAGAAAGAGAGAGAGAGAGAGAGAGAGAGAGAGAGAGAGAGAGAGAGAGAGAGAGAGAGAGAGAGAGAGAGAGAGAGAGAGAGACACGACUUAAUUCUGUUGACUGAAAAGUCAAACCAGGAAAAGUUGAGCAAUCAUUAUUUAGCAACAUCAAUUAAAAGUCAAUAGUGUGAAGUAUAGGUGUCCAAGAAAACACACACACGCACACACACACACGCGCACACACACACACACACACGCACACACACGCACGCACACACACACACGCACACACACACACGGAAGCCAAGCCAUUCAGAAUGCACUGACGCCAGAUGUUGUCAUAGUUUUACAUCUGGUUGAUUGUUGCAAACUUGGGUUGAAUUAAUUUAAAGAAAAAUACAUUAAUUUCUACAAGUACCUACAUUUGUAGAAAUAGAGUUAUAGUUAAUUCAGGGAUGACUAAAAUAUAUUUAUUUUUGCUAUAUCUUCUCUUUUUUUGGUUACCACUGAAAAUAAAAGUUGUUCCUUUCUUUA